AUGGGCUUCUGGAAGCCUGGCGCUGGAAUUAUCCAUCAGACUGUGUUAGAGAACUAUGCGUUUCCCGGCGGUAUGAUCGUUGGCACUGAUUCGCACACGCCCAAUGCCGGCGGAAUGGGUAUGAUUGCUAUCGGUGUGGGAGGCGCGGAUGCAGUGGACGUGAUGUCAGGUUUGCCGGCUGAGUUGACCGCGCCUAAUAUCAUUGGCGUCAGGCUUACGGGAAAGCUUUCUGGCUGGGCAACGCCAAAGGUAAGAAUCAGUCUCUUGCAAAAUGCUACACAAUACUGCUUGGAGUACUGA
This is a messenger RNA of Colletotrichum spaethianum, 300 nucleotides long. Its product is annotated as putative aconitate hydratase, mitochondrial. NCBI's taxonomy places the organism in Eukaryota, Fungi, Ascomycota, Sordariomycetes, Glomerellales, Glomerellaceae. The transcript has a single exon. The record is from RefSeq and is a predicted model, not a curated record. The coding region runs from base 1 to 300 and encodes 99 amino acids. Gene Ontology annotation, molecular function: aconitate hydratase activity; 4 iron, 4 sulfur cluster binding. Gene Ontology annotation, biological process: tricarboxylic acid cycle. Gene Ontology annotation, cellular component: cytosol.